Molecule: messenger RNA, 618 nt
Organism: Diaporthe amygdali
Lineage: Eukaryota; Fungi; Ascomycota; Sordariomycetes; Diaporthales; Diaporthaceae
Exons: 3
Coding region: 1-618 (205 amino acids)
Source: RefSeq, a predicted model, not a curated record
AUGGCAGUUCUUUUCACCAUCGGUUUCGUCUUCUGGCGAUUCCUGGAGAUCAUCACUUUGAUCCCCACGAUGGGCAUGCUGGCCUAUUUUGUCAAUGGCUAUGUCAACGCCAAUCAGCUGACGCCAAACUACAUCUUGAUAUUAUUCAUAGUAUCGGUGUUAGCCCUGGCGUGGGCUAUAUUCACGCUCUUCUCCUACCACAGGAGCAGCUCCAAUGCGCUGUUUGUCGCCAUCAUUGAUCUCGGAUUUGUCGGCGCCUUCAUCGCAGCGGUCUACUACCUCCGAUUCAUCGCCGGCGCAAACUGCACCGACGUCCGCGGCACGACAUACGAUGUAGACUUCGGCAUAUUCGGGUCGUUCAACGGCAACGGCAUCACGGUCGACACCAACAAGACCUGUGCCAUGCUCAAGGCCUGCUUCGCCUUCGGCAUCAUGAACUGCAUUUUCUUCUUCUUCACCGCCGUGCUCGCCUGGUUCCACGGCGAGCGCGUGGGCAAGGACACGAGGUACUACCGCGAGACGCACUACUCGCGCCGCGGCCACCGCAGGCACAGCUCCGGCAGCAGGCACGGCAGCCGGAGGCGCAGCUCCCACUCGCACCGCCGAGUCUACGUCUAG